Molecule: messenger RNA, 2637 nt
Organism: Chelmon rostratus (copperband butterflyfish)
Lineage: Eukaryota; Metazoa; Chordata; Actinopteri; Chaetodontiformes; Chaetodontidae
Product: extracellular calcium-sensing receptor-like
Exons: 10
Coding region: 1-2637 (878 amino acids)
Biological process (GO): G protein-coupled receptor signaling pathway
Cellular component (GO): membrane
Molecular function (GO): G protein-coupled receptor activity
Source: RefSeq, a predicted model, not a curated record
AUGAGAAGGACUGAGCUUGUGUUUGUGAGUCUCCUAUGGUUUGUGGUAUUUCCUCCCACGAAUCCCCACCAAGACCAGAGCCACAAAUGCAAAAUAAUCCCAGGUUCUAUGUCCCUGCCUGUGCUGGAGAAAGAGGGGGACAUCAUCUUAGGGGGACUCUUCUCCCUUCAUGACAUGGUGGUGGAGCCCAGUCUGUCCUUCACCUCCACACCUCUUCCCACGCAGUGCACCAGAUUUAACUUCCGGACGUUUCGUUGGAUGCAAACUAUGAUCUUUGCCAUCGAGGAGAUCAACAGAAAUGGCAAACUCCUUCCCAACAUCACACUGGGCUACAAGAUCUAUGACUCAUGCAGCACACCUCAUCAAGCUCUGAGGGCUGCCAUGCAGUUAAUGAGGAGUGACAAGGGUUCGGGGGUUGAAGGAGAGAUGCAGAGUAAAGACACCUGUCAUAAGACUGUACCAGCGGUGAUCGGAGAUGGAGGCUCUACGCAGUCUCUCGUUGUGGCCCGUUUCCUGGGCGUCUUCCAUGUGCCACAGGUGAGUUAUUUCUCCAGCUGUGCCUGUUUAAGUGAUAAAAAGGAGUUUCCUGCCUUUCUCAGGACCAUGCCCAGCGACUUCUUUCAGGUAGAUGCACUAGUACAGCUUGUUAAGCAUUUUGGCUGGACUUGGGUGGGCGUGAUUGCGGGGGAUGAUGCCUAUGGCCGUGGUGGGGCUAGCAUCUUUGCCAGUGAGGUUAGAAAGUUGGGUGCUUGCGUUGCCCUCCAUGAGAUCAUCCCUAAGAACCGAGCACAGACUGCAAUUUCAUCUAUCAUUUCUAAGAUCCGCUCCUCUGGGGCUCGGGUGAUUCUGGUGUUUGCUGUGGAACAAGACGCAGCUGCGUUGUUUGAUGAAGUACUCAGGCAGGGGCUCACUGGGAUACAGUGGUUGGCCAGUGAGGCUUGGAGCACAGCUGCCGUCCUCUCCUCCCCCAGAAAGUACCGCCACAUCCUGCAGGGUUCUAUGGGAUUUGCCAUUCGCCGAGCACACAUCCCUGGAUUGCAAGAUUUCCUGCUUCGCUUGCAUCCCUCGAGCCCAGAUGCCCUUGAAGAUCCCUUCCUGAUACCCUUCUGGGAAGAGGUUUUUCAGUGUAGCCUGGGUGUGCAUGAAGGUCAGGAACGUAAUGUUGAGGGUAAACCUCCAUGCUCUGGAGCAGAAGAGCUGGGGAAUGUGAAGAAUAUCUAUUCAGAUGUGUCACAGCUAAGGAUUUCCUACAAUGUAUAUAAGGCUGUGUAUGCCAUUGUUCAUGCACUCAAGGCUAUGAGAAGCUGUGUGAAAGGAAAAGGGCCAUUUCCUCUGCAGGCCUGUCCUGAUGCAGACAAUAUACAACCAUGGCAGCUGCUUCAUUACAUAACGCAGGUGGAAUACUUGAACUCAUUUGGUGAUGAAAUCAAGUUUGACAAGAACGGUGACCCUGCAGCCAUGUAUGACCUGGUUACCUGGCAGCUGACACAAACUGGAGAAAUGGGUUAUGUCACUAUUGGCAAGUUUGAUGAGACAACCACAGCUGGACAACAAAAACUCCAGAUACAGGAACAGAACAUUGUAUGGAAUGGCAACCAAACCGAAGUUCCCUUGUCCGUAUGCAGCAGCAUUUGUCCCCCAGGUACCCGCAAGGCAAUCAGACCUCAGUUCCCUAUCUGCUGCCAUGAUUGUGUGGCUUGUACAGCCGGGGAGAUUAGCAAUCAGACUGAUGCCAUAGAGUGUGUUCGCUGCCUGCCAGAGUUCUGGUCCAAUGCUGAGAGGACAGCUUGUGUCCCCAAACAGGUGGAGUUCCUCUCCUUUAAUGACACCAUGGGCAUCACCCUGACGGCUAUUUCCCUCUUGGGCUCCUUCUGUACCUGUGUUGUGGUCUUCAUAUUCUCCUAUCACAGGACCACUCCCAUUGUCAGGGCCAACAACUCUGAGCUGAGCUUCCUGCUGCUCUUCUCCUUGACUCUGUGUUUCCUGUGCUCUCUGACCUUCAUCGGCCGGCCCUCUGAGUGGUCCUGCAUGCUGCGACACACAGCGUUCGGCAUCACCUUUGUCCUCUGCAUCUCUUGUAUUCUGGGGAAAACUAUUGUGGUGCUAAUGGCCUUUAAAGCGACACUUCCAGGAAGCAAUGUAAUGAAAUGGUUCGGGCCUGCACAGCAAAAGGCAUUCAUUGCCAUUUGUACACUAGUCCAGGUUAUCAUCUGUACAGUGUGGCUGGUUGUUGCUCCCCCGAUUCCACGCCAACUGAUUCCCCGUGAGAGCGCUAUUGUCAUACUCUUGUGUGAUGAAGGUUCACCCAUAGCAUUUGCUCUUGUCCUGGGCUACAUUGGCCUGCUGGCUAGCCUUUGCCUCCUUUUGGCCUUUCUGGCAAGGAAACUCCCAGAUAACUUCAACGAGGCCAGACUUAUCACCUUCAGCAUGCUCAUUUUUUGUGCAGUGUGGGUAGCCUUUGUUCCCGCCUACAUCAGCUCUCCAGGGAAGUACUCCACGGUCACAGAGGUGUUUGCUAUCUUGGCCUCCAGUUAUGGACUACUGGGCUGCAUCUUUGCACCAAAGUGCUACAUAAUUCUACUAAGGCCAGAAAAGAAUACAAGGAAACACCUAAUGUCCAAAGCUGACAAAUUUUAG